Molecule: messenger RNA, 4143 nt
Organism: Oppia nitens
Lineage: Eukaryota; Metazoa; Arthropoda; Arachnida; Sarcoptiformes; Oppiidae
Product: echinoderm microtubule-associated protein-like CG42247
Exons: 20
Coding region: 1-4143 (1380 amino acids)
Biological process (GO): intracellular signal transduction; microtubule cytoskeleton organization
Cellular component (GO): mitotic spindle
Molecular function (GO): microtubule binding
Source: RefSeq, a predicted model, not a curated record
AUGAGUGUCAACUUCGGUAUCAAUAAUAAUAAUAAUAAUACUAAUAAUAAUAGUCACAGCAAUCCUAAUCCUACCAUCAAUGCUACCACCAAUGGUUCAGGUGCUGGCAAUAAUAAUAAUAAUGGUGUGUCGAAAGCCAUACAAGAGGCCAGCGAUAGGAAAGCCCGGAAACUAACAUUUUACAAGAAUGGCGAACCGUUCAGUGCGGCCACUACGGUGUCGAUACUGCCGGGCCGUGAUUUCAGGACAAUGGACCAGUUGUGCCAGUAUUUGACUGAACGGGUAAAAAUUGCCAACGGUGUCCAAUUUAUAUUUACAUGCAAUGGUCAUCGGGUAUUGACGCUCAAUGAACUGGAACAUGGCCAGAGUUAUGUAGUAUCGGGCAGCAAAACAUUUCAGUCGUUCAAUAAGAUCGGUUACGGCCAGAUUGGCGGUCGGCCGCCGAAAGUACUCAACGGUAAUCAGGCAAUGAGCGAAAAGGCCCGGGCGUUUCGCGAGGAUGACCUGAAACUGUUGAGACCGUUGUCGUCGAAAUUCAAUACAAUCUAUCAUAAUAUUACCGAACCGAUCAAUACCUCGUACAGAGAGGGCCGGAUUAUUACGAUUGUCAACAAUAAGGAUCAUAAGCUCAGGUCACGGGUAUUGUUGAAUCUGAAAAGUCCCAAAUCGUUUGAUAUUAUUUUGAAAGACUUGGGCCAAGCCGUCCGUAUUAAGAAUGCUAAGCGAAUGUUCACCGCUUCCGGACACGAGGUUAGAAGUGUAUCACAACUUAAACGAGAUAUGGUUGGCAUUGAUUUGUUUUAUUUGGACUCAAAUCCAACCGAUAAUAAUAAUAAUAAUAAUAAUAAUAAUAAUACAUCAAAGUUGUCACAAAAUCAGCUUAAAUCUCAUUCAUUGGACGCUUUAAAUAGUAUCAGUGCUUCCAAUCAUUACUAUAAUACUAAUACUAAUAAUACUAAUGGUUUGCAUCGGAAUGUCAUCAUCAAUGGUAUCUCAAGAAACGGAUCCACUUCUGAUGUCAAUUCAUCAAACAAACGGUCCGAUUCAAGCAUCCUAUCGGACAUAAACCCGAGUCGUCGGGGAGAGUCAUCUCUUAGCGAACGGUUUAGUCUUAAUAUGGAACCGAUGAAUGGCAUCGGCGGCGGUGACCACAACUUCAGUGGUCUGAACGGCGAUUCCAAGUCAUCGGAGACACAAACAUCGCCAGAGUUUGUCCGUUUCAGUCGUCUGAAUACAUAUGAAGAUAGUGUCAAACAGUCGCAUCUCAUGAACUAUUUAACCAAUCGGUCGUCACAGUCACCGCCGUUGACCAGUCCGACACAUAUACAUAUACACCAUAACAAUGAUCAUCAUCAGCACCGUCAUCAUCAUCAUCAUCAUCGCAACAGUCAUACAUUAAUAGAGGGACAGUUAGUUGUCGACAAUUUUGAUACACAAAAAAAUGUCAUUCAAUUUAUAGAUAAUUCAAAGUCAAAUCCCGAGUUUAUUAAUAACAAAGACGACGACAAGAUUAUCAUCAAAACAAAGCUGAAAAAGACUAAGAAGAAGACACCAGAAGAUGGUUCCAAUGGUUUGCCUAAAGUUAAAAGUUUUGUUGGCGGCAACAAACAGUUUGUCAAUGAUAUCAAUAAUAAUACUAAGAAUAACAACGAAAUGAUUGACUCGAGAAGGGAUGUCCUCCAAGAGUACGCCGAAACACUGCUAAGAGAGACAGCAUUUCUUGUUCAAAGCGAAAGCAUGAGAGAAGACGCGACUGUCGAUGAAAAGAUCAAUCAUAUGACUGAUAUGACCGCUGAGGUAAUCAAAAGUCCGCACAAGAGUCCGCUAAAGACAUGGCAGUCGUCGGCGUCGAAACAGUUAUCACCGCAACUAUCGCCACAACAUCAACAUCAACGACAACAACAACCAUCGUCACCAUCAAAGUCAUCAGCACUGCUCACACCGAUGGCCAGCGUUUCGAGAGCUCAAUCAAAGAACGAGAUUUACGAAAACGAAAUGAAAGGCAAACUGAAGAAGAAAUCAGCCGAAGAAGAGGAAGACGACGACGAGUUGGAUGAUAAAGAAGUGCCAAAAACAAGUGAACGAAAGUCUGUAUUUAGUAGUACUCCGUCUCCGUUCAGAAAAGUUCAGAUACAGACACCGCCGCCGUCGUCGCAGUCACUGAUGCCAGUGAUGUCGAUGCCGACAGCAGACACUUACCAUAACAAACGAUUACAACAUCAAAACACUUUGAAAAAUCCAUUGGAAUAUCUGAAAACCGGUGUCAAUGUUCCCGACAGAUGUCUUGAGCUUCAAAAAAUACACGGGUUUUGCGGUAAUAACGGGUUUCAUAACCUGUUUAUUCUGGCCAACGGUGAGUUGGCUUUCUAUGUGGGAACAGUUGCCGUCUUGUGGAACCCUGAGGACAAUGUCCAACGAUUAUAUACAUUGCAUACAUACGAUAUCAACAGAAUGGCUGUACGUAAGGCCCGAAGUAUUGUGGCCACCAGUCAGGAGGCGGGAAAGGGUGAACCGUUUGCCAUGGUGAGGAUAUGGUCGGCCAAAGAUUUGCGGACAAUUGCUGUACUGAAGCAAAACAUUUUCGGUACAGUUAUAUCGGCAAUGGAUAUCUCAAUAGAGGGUUCUCUACUAAUUAUAAACAGUGAAAAACAACUCAAUAUAACAAUCUGGGACUCAAAGGGCACGGAAAUACUUAACAGUUCAAAAAAAGAUCUAAAAGGAGGCGAAACCUUAUUGGGCGCAGCAUUUCAUCAGUCAGAGGACGAUAUUCUGGUUACUUAUGGUAACAAACAUCUGGCUAUUUGGCAGCGAAAACGUGACGGAACUAUUGACAGCCGCAAUGCCAUCAAACCGGACUCAAAAAUCAACAAAACUAUCAAUUGUGUGGACUUUUUACCCGAUCAUAGCCUACUGAGUGGCGACACAACGGGAACGUUGACCAUAUGGGCGCCGGUAGAGGACGACAACGGUUUACUAGAGUUUGUCGUCAAAGAAGUCAAAGGACAUGAAGCAUCGAUAACAUGUCUUCAAUUGAUACAAAAUAAUAUACUAAUCACUGGCGAUAUGGAUGGCACUGUUAAGACAUGGGAUGCCAAUGAUGAACAGUUUAGGCUAUUGAAUGCCAUUAAAUUACCGCCGACCAGCGGAGCCAUUAGCUCCAUAACCCGUGUCCACUACCCGAACGCCGAAAGCGAUGCCAUCGAGAUAUAUAUCGGCACUUCGAUGAAUAUGAUAUUAAGAGGAUCGGCACUUCAGGCUACCAAUUAUACUGUGAUUUUUGAGGGACACUCGUUGGCCGUUAGAGGUCUGGCAGUUGAUCCCAGAGACGCCUGUUUUUAUAGUUCAGCCCUCGACCAGAAAGUUUGCAAAUGGAAUGAAAUGCAUCUGAUUUGGAGGACAACCACCGAAAGUCAAUGUGUAUCGGCAGCCGUACAUCCCAGCGGUGAAGUGCUGGCCAUCGGGUCGGUAUCAGGCGUUAUAUACGUAAUGAGUGCCGCCGACGGCACAAUCAUAUCGCAGCUUCCCGUUUCAAAAGUAUGCAUCGGAUGUCUGGCCUAUUCGGCCGACGGCGAUCUAAUGGCCGCCGGCUGUCAGGACGGAAUACUAUACAUAUUACCCGUUUUGGAUAACGGGUUGUCUUAUGAAAAAGUUUCCGUUUUAAAAGGUCCGUUUCCCAUAUUAAGUCUUCAAUGGUCUACUGAUAAUCAAUUUAUAUUGACAUCAGUUAACGAAAAUAAUUAUCAGGAAUUACUACUUUGGGAUUUACCCAAUUGUCGUUAUAUGAAAGGGUUGUCAAAUUUUGCCGAAUCCAACAUCAAUUGGUUUGAUCCCACUUGUAGUGGCAGUGAAGAUGUUAGAGGCAUUUGGGACAACCAUUACCUUCAGGAUGUGGUCAAUCUUAGCUGUCAUUGUUCGCCAACUACCAGAUAUCUGGUCAGCGGCGAUGAAGACGGUGUACUCAGAUUGUUUGGCUACCCGUGCACCGAUUCAAAGGCGGCUUUCUUUGAGUAUAAACAAGGAGGCGGCAGUAUUACCGAAGCCAGGUUUACGCCCAAAGAGGAUAUGGUUGUAUCCGGUAAUUAUUCCGGGGCUCUGUUUGUCUAUAAAUGUCUACAACUGGAGCUGACAACCACUAUGGAGUAA